AUGGCUAGUUGGCUGCUUCAGAUCCUGAUCAUCUCUUCUCUUCAUCUCAUCUCUCCAUCAAGUCAAAAAGAGACAAGGUUUGUCUAUGAAGACUUUCUUGACCGAGAAGAUCUUUAUCUAGAUGGUUCUGCAAUAGUACAUCCCGGUGGAUCAUUACAGCUGACAAACACUUCAAAGUAUCAAAUAGGUCAUGCUUUCUACGAUAAGCCACUUCAGCUCACUUCCUCCUUCUCCACGCAUUUCGUGUGUGCUCUGGUGAAAAAGCCAAAGGUUGAAGGAAAGCCCAUUACUGAAGGCGGCCAUGGCAUUGCCUUCAUAGUAUCUCCAUCUAUGGACUUCUCCCACGCACAACCAACAAGAUACUUGGGAGUUUUCGACGCUUCAACAAUCAAAUCUCCCUCUUCUCACGUUCUUGCUGUUGAGCUUGACACUAUAUGGAACCCUGAGUUCAAUGAUACCAAAAGCAAUCACGUGGGGAUUGAUGUGAACAGUCCUUUAUCUGUAGGAGUAGCUUCAGCAUCUUACUAUUCAGACGUGGAAAAAAAGAACGAAAGCAUUAACCUCUUGAGUGGGAAUCCAAUACAGGUGUGGGUGGAUUAUGAAGACACGAUGCUCACUGUCUGGAUCUCACCUCUUGAUGUCAAGAAACCAAGUCGGCCUCUUUUGUCACAUCCCAUUAACCUUGCAAAGAUUUUUCCGAAUAUAUCGAAAUUGUAUGUUGGAUUCUCUGCAGCAACAGGGAACGCGGUGAGUGACCAAUACAUCCUUGGGUGGAGUUUCAGUACAGACAGAGGAUCACUGCAGCGACUUGAUAUCUCAAGAAUUGCUGAACUUCCUUAUUCUACAGGUACAGAUAAGAAGCUUCUUGCCCUGUUUAUUAUCCUGUUUGGUUGUCUGGCUAUUGUGGUGUCGGCUAUUCUUGCAUAAGUUUUACUUUUGCUAGCAAGUGUUUGAAUUAUUGACAAAAUGAAUGGGAAUGUAACAAAAAUUUUAGUUACAGUUCCUUAUUUAUUGCUUAGUGAUUUGCGAUUUUGAUCUACUUAAUUGUAUGAAAAAAUCAGUAUGUGAGUUAAAUAAGUGCAAUUAUGUUUUUUUUUUAAGUUCUUGUACUGUGUUUCAGCUUCCAACAUGAUGUUGCUUUUCUCUUUAGG
Eruca vesicaria subsp. sativa (arugula) is the source of this 1151-nucleotide messenger RNA. The record is from the annotation of a GenBank genome assembly. Lineage: Eukaryota; Viridiplantae; Streptophyta; Magnoliopsida; Brassicales; Brassicaceae.